AAGAUGGAGCCACUCGUCCUAGCUACGAAACAAACAACACAGAACGCCACGGGAUAGGGAACGUUGCGGGUCGCCCGCCGACAUAAAUUUACGUCUUCGCGAGUGUUUUCAAGCGCUCGAAACCUUCACGAAAAUGGGGCUAUUAUCGAUCCUACGCAAACUGCGCUCCAACCCUGACAAGGAAUUACGUUUGUUGUUAUUGGGACUGGACAAUGCUGGCAAAACGACUAUAUUAAAAUCCUUGGCCAGUGAAGACGUCACUCAGGUCACGCCAACUCAAGGUUUUAAUAUAAAAAGCGUACAGAGCGAAGGCUUUAAGCUGAACGUAUGGGACAUUGGUGGUGCACGCAAGAUCAGACCAUACUGGAGAAAUUAUUUUGAAAAUACAGACGUUCUGAUAUACGUAGUGGAUAGUGCGGAUAUCAAAAGGCUAGAAGAAACUGGCCAGGAACUCUCGGAACUUUUAUUAGAGGAUAAAUUGCGUGCGGUACCGUUACUGGUUUACGCGAAUAAACAGGAUCUUGGUCAAGCCGUUACAGCUGCUGAGAUAGCCGAAGGACUUGGAUUGCACAAUAUCAAAGAUCGCGAUUGGCAGAUUCAAUCGUGUAUUGCUACGGAAGGGAAAGGCGUUAAAGAGGGUCUCGAGUGGGCGUGCAAGAGUAUCAAGAAAAAAUAAAAUGCAAGCUACGCGACGCGAUUACCCUAAAAAUCAACGGCAAUAAAAGGAGACGAAUUCAUUGGGGGAAAAAUGGUGUACAUUCCAUACACGCUUUAUUCGGCUGCUAUAUAAUAUGUACAAUAUUGUUGGCCAUGUUCAAAUGAGGUGUCUACGACAAAACAAUUUAGCCGAAUAGUCUGUCAAUACAAUGACGUGAUGCCAUUAGAUACCGAUCUGGUCAUUAGACUUCCGUCCACUUUAAGUAAAAAAUUGAAGACAGUUUAAGGAUGUAUAAUAAUGUAUAUCGUGCCUUCUACACGCAGACUUUUUUAGGCAAGAAUUUUGUACUAGUCGUACGAGAAUCCGUGUGACCUCAAACGAGAAAGGAAGGAAAGACAAAAUAAAGUGCGUGAGUGAAAGUGUAAUAGAGACCUAAAGAGCUUUGCGAGCACUGGAAAAAAAAAUAAUGAAAAAUAAAAUUUCUCGGAUUGCA
This is a messenger RNA of Cephus cinctus (wheat stem sawfly), 1151 nucleotides long. Its product is annotated as ADP-ribosylation factor-like protein 3. The record is from RefSeq and is a predicted model, not a curated record. Gene Ontology annotation, molecular function: GTPase activity; GTP binding. The coding region runs from base 134 to 676 and encodes 180 amino acids. NCBI's taxonomy places the organism in Eukaryota, Metazoa, Arthropoda, Insecta, Hymenoptera, Cephidae. Gene Ontology annotation, biological process: cilium assembly. The transcript is spliced from 5 exons. Gene Ontology annotation, cellular component: microtubule cytoskeleton; cytoplasm.